Erigeron canadensis is the source of this 2760-nucleotide messenger RNA. RefSeq names its product phospholipase D alpha 1. Gene Ontology annotation, cellular component: plasma membrane. NCBI's taxonomy places the organism in Eukaryota, Viridiplantae, Streptophyta, Magnoliopsida, Asterales, Asteraceae. The coding region runs from base 112 to 2538 and encodes 808 amino acids. The record is from RefSeq and is a predicted model, not a curated record. Gene Ontology annotation, biological process: phosphatidylcholine metabolic process; phospholipid catabolic process. Gene Ontology annotation, molecular function: D-type glycerophospholipase activity; calcium ion binding. The transcript is spliced from 5 exons.
CCAUAUAUAAAUCAUAGUAACAUUUCAUGAUACUAGUGCUUCACCGAUUACCCAUCUCUCAUCAGUUUUCUAUUUGGAUCAAAAUUGUGUGUUAGUUAUUUCUGGUAGAUAAUGGCUCAGAUACUGCUCCAUGGCACUCUUCAUGUAACAAUUUAUGAAGUUGAUAAGCUUAAUGUCAGUAGUGGCCGUAAUAUUCUCAAGAAGAUUGUGGCUAACAUAGAGGAGACAGUUGGAUUUGGAAAAGGAACCCCCAAAAUUUAUGCAACUAUUGAUCUGGAAAAGGCCAGAGUCGGACGAACUAAAAAGAUCGAAGAUGAACCCCAAACCCCAAAAUGGAACGAGUCUUUCCACAUUUAUUGUGCCCACUCAGCUUCGAAUGUCAUAUUCACUGUCAAAGAUGAUAAUCCCAUUGGUGCAACUUUAAUCGGACGAGCUUAUGUCCCUGUUGAAGAACUCUUAGGCGGGGAUGAAGUCGACAGAUGGGUCGAAAUUUUAGACGAGGACAAAAAUCCCAUAAGUGCUGGUUCUAAAAUCCAUGUUAAGUUACAGUAUUUUGAUGUUACACAAGAUCGCAACUGGGCUCACGGACUUAAAAAUGCCAAAUACCCCGGAGUUCCAUACACGUUCUUUUCUCAAAGACGAGGAUGUCGAGUUUCCUUAUAUCAAGAUGCUCAUGUUCCUGACAAUUUCAUUCCCAAAAUACCCCUUGCUGGCGGCAAGUACUACGAGCCCAAAAGAUGUUGGGAGGAUAUUUUUGAUGCUAUAACUAAAGCGGAACACUUCAUUUAUAUUACGGGCUGGUCGGUUUACACUGAGAUAAGUUUGAUCAGAGAUACAAGAAGGCAAAAGCCUGGGGGUGAUGUCACACUCGGUGAACUGCUAAAAAAGAAAGCAAGUGACGGUGUUCGGGUUCUUAUGCUUGUUUGGGAUGACCGAACCUCUGUAGAUAUACUAAAAAAAGACGGAUUGAUGGCUACCCAUGAUGAAGAUACCGAAAACUAUUUUAAUAACACUGAUGUUCAUUGUGUGUUAUGCCCCCGCAACCCCGAUGAUGGUGGAAGCUUCAUUCAGGACCUUCAAAUUUCCACAAUGUUCACUCACCACCAGAAAAUUGUGGUGGUGGACUCUGAAAUGCCGAGUGGGGACUCACAGAACCGUCGAGUGGUGAGUUUUGUAGGUGGUAUUGAUCUUUGUGAUGGAAGAUACGAUUCCCAGUUCCACUCUCUUUUUCGAACACUUGAUACAGCUCACCAUGACGAUUUCCAUCAGCCGAACUACCCUGGGGCUUCUAUAACCAAAGGUGGACCACGAGAGCCAUGGCAUGAUAUCCACAGUCGACUGGAGGGACCUGUUGCUUGGGACGUUCUUUUUAACUUUGAACAAAGGUGGAAAAAGCAAGGUGGGAAAGACCUUCUUGUUAAUUUAAGAGAGCUUGAUGGCGUCCUUACCCCGCCAUCUCCAGUUAUGUUUCCUGAUGACCAAGAGACGUGGAAUGUUCAAGUUUUCCGCUCCAUUGAUGGUGGGGCUGCUUUUGGGUUCCCUGACACACCCGAAGAUGCUGCUAAAGCAGGUCUAGUAAGUGGAAAAGAUAACAUAAUUGACCGAAGCAUUCAAGAUGCUUAUAUUCAUGCUAUAAGGCGAGCCAAACGCUUUAUUUAUAUAGAGAACCAAUAUUUCUUAGGAAGCUCUUAUGCAUGGCAGUUUGAUGAUGUAAAGGGUGAAGAUGUUGGUGCUUUACAUCUCAUCCCAAAAGAACUUUCUUUAAAGAUUGUUAGCAAAAUCGAGGCUGGUGAGAAGUUCACUGUUUAUGUUGUGGUACCAAUGUGGCCCGAAGGGAUCCCAGAGAGUGCAUCUGUUCAGGCAAUAUUGGACUGGCAAAGGAGGACCAUGGAAAUGAUGUAUAAAGAUAUUGUACAGGCUCUUGAAGCUCAGGGCCUUCAGGAAAACCCGAGAGAUUACCUCACAUUUUUCUGCCUUGGUAACCGAGAGGUAAAGAGAAGCGGAGAGUAUGAACCUUCUGAAACACCUGAUCCGGAUUCAGACUAUUUGAAAGCUCAGGAGGCCCGGCGGUUCAUGAUCUACGUCCAUGCCAAAAUGAUGAUUGUCGAUGAUGAAUACAUAAUUGUGGGAUCUGCCAACAUUAACCAACGUUCCAUGGACGGUGCUAGAGAUUCCGAAAUAGCAAUGGGAGCCUACCAACCUUACCAUCUCUCUACCCGUGAACCUGCAAGGGGUGAAAUCCAUGGUUUCCGUAUGGCUCUAUGGUACGAACACCUCGGCAUGCUUGAUGACAGCUUCCAGCUCCCAGAAAGCACAGAAUGUGUGAAGAAAGUUAACCAAAUCGCCGACAAGUACUGGGAUCUUUAUGCUAGUGAGAAUCUUGAACAAGACCUCCCUGGUCACUUGCUUCGCUACCCUAUUGGUGUUGCUAGUGAAGGUAAUGUUACUGAACUGCCCGGAACUGAGUUUUUCCCUGAUACAAAAGCUCGAGUUCUUGGUGGCAAAGUUGAUUAUCUUCCUCCAAUUCUUACUUCUUAAGAAGUGGUUGAUUAAACUUCAAAAAAUGUUUUGUUUCUGUUUAACUAGUGUUUGUGGUUUGUGUGAUGUUUGAAUUAUUAUGUAGAGUUGGGACAACUUUUAUGCAGAGAUGUGCUUAUCAGGGCUUCUGUGUUCUGCCGGUUUGUGUUAUUUAUGUGUACCAUUAGUGGAUAUAAUAUAUGAGUGUAAAUCAUCUUCAUCUAUGAGUGUUGAUUUUGUUUU